AUGCACUACAUCGACAAAGAUAGUCGCGGCCACUUGAGCAUCCACGCUCUACACAAGCCUGAAUGGGGAGCGGCAUCCGAGCUCUGCCCGCAGCGGGGCAUCGUCACCUACAGGCUUGCUCCUAACCGCGUCAACCCCAUGGCUGGAGCACUCCAUGCAGCAGUUUUCAACGUCUGGAGGAGAACAAGACAGCAGAUAUUGUACUGGGGGACGCCGAUGCUGCUGGGUUACCUCACGCUGCAGUGGGCGGAAGAAAGGAACAAAUUCGCAAACAGCAAAGAAGGCAGGAAGCUUUACCAAAAGGAAGACUGA
This is a messenger RNA of Lasiodiplodia theobromae, 312 nucleotides long. Its product is annotated as Ubiquinol-cytochrome c reductase subunit 8. The transcript has 3 exons. Bases 1 to 312 code for a protein of 103 amino acids. The record is from RefSeq and is a predicted model, not a curated record. NCBI's taxonomy places the organism in Eukaryota, Fungi, Ascomycota, Dothideomycetes, Botryosphaeriales, Botryosphaeriaceae. Gene Ontology annotation, biological process: mitochondrial electron transport, ubiquinol to cytochrome c.